Molecule: messenger RNA, 246 nt
Organism: Colletotrichum orchidophilum
Lineage: Eukaryota; Fungi; Ascomycota; Sordariomycetes; Glomerellales; Glomerellaceae
Exons: 2
Coding region: 1-246 (81 amino acids)
Source: RefSeq, a predicted model, not a curated record
AUGGGCUACUGUCGCAACGAAGCAGGCGACGGCGGAAGCAUCGGCCGAACCAGGUUUUGCUGCGACUCGCAAUUCAACUCCCGCUUCUCUAAGCCUGGCAUUUGUAACAUUCCUGCGCAUAUGUGUCCUGGCAUCAGCGAAUGCUGUGGAACCGAUUUCCACGUCUUCCACACUUGGUCCAACGAGUUCACUUGUGAGAACAACGCGGUAAACAAAUUUAAUCAUGGUGUACGCUGUUGUUGUUGA